Teleopsis dalmanni is the source of this 2709-nucleotide messenger RNA. RefSeq lists its product as uncharacterized. Gene Ontology annotation, biological process: autophagy of mitochondrion; protein phosphorylation; regulation of apoptotic process. Gene Ontology annotation, molecular function: ATP binding; protein serine/threonine kinase activity. Gene Ontology annotation, cellular component: mitochondrion. The transcript has 5 exons. Bases 355 to 2484 code for a protein of 709 amino acids. The record is from RefSeq and is a predicted model, not a curated record. Lineage: Eukaryota; Metazoa; Arthropoda; Insecta; Diptera; Diopsidae.
GGCUAAAUUUAGAGAUUGCACAGUACAAAAAGUUUUAUAGCAAAUGUGAAACUAUAUUAGAAUUUUUUUAACGAAAUUAAAUUGAGAAUAAAAAUCAAAUAUUUGCGAGAUAAAUUCAUAUGUAAUUUAUAUGUCAAACUGCUUUCCAACUUGUUUUUGAUUAUCUAAUAAAACAAAACGCAAUAAAAUUUUUCCAAUGUUACACACACACCGCCCCGUGCGGUUUAAAAAUAAAAUUUAUUAAAAGAUAACUUAAUAAAAACUUUUUUAGAUAUUCUAAUUUUAUAACACAACUUUUGUUUUUGUUGAAAAUUGGUGUGCAAGGCACUUAUCAGGGGAAGGCACUUAAGAAAAAUGUCUGUGCGUUUGCUUACUACCCGACUUGUUAAACAUGGUCGUUACUUUCUACAAAGCUUUUGUAAACGAGAUAUAUAUACCAACAUUUUGGAACAAGAACAAUCUAACACAAGAAAACGUGUGCCUAUUUCGACCAGAGUUGUUAGGUCUACGACACAUAGACCAACACUAAAUGUCACAAAGAAUGCGGUUAGUGUUUCGCUUAAAUCUCCAAAUGCAUCGAUUCCACGAACUGGACUCUUUCGAUUUGGUGAACAUGCACGAAAAGUUUUCAUUGAUAAUAUAUUAAAUCGUGUCACUACUCAAUAUUCUGAACAACUUCGUAGUCAGGCUACUAAAAAAUUGUUCUACGGUGAUUCUGCUCCAUUUUUUGCCUUAGUUGGAGUUAGUUUAGCAUCGGGUGCCGGUGUAUUGACAAAAGAAGAUGAAUUGGAAGGUGUAUGUUGGGAGAUACGAGAAGCUGUUGCGCGUUUACAGGCUUCAUGGGAUUACGAUGAUAUCUCAAAAAAUUUAGAUGAAGACUUUAAUAUAGAUAAAUUGGAUAUUGGGCCACCAAUUGCUAAAGGUUGUGCUGCUGUCGUUUAUGCUGCAGCUCUCAAAGACAGCUCUUCCAAUGAUAAUACCAAUAUAUCAUAUACUACUGAAAAUGUAAGUGAAGCCAAUCCAGAUCGUAAUGCUUUGCAACAACAAACGCUUAAUUUCGAUAUAAUGUCACCCAUACAAAAUAUGUCACGAUUUGUACACAAUUUCGGAGGCUCAGUAGAUAAUUUAAAUAUCUAUUCUCAAAGCAAUGCAGCAACUUCAUUUUUAAAAGAUUUAGCUGAUCGAGAUCUUAAUGAAGACGAUAUAAAACGACAAGAUGAAAUACGUGGACAGGAAAUGAAUAAUGCUGCUUCCAAUACUAAAAACGACUCUCAACUUCUUGAAUGUUUAAAUACUGAUAUCACUCGCUAUCCAAUUGCAAUGAAAAUGAUGUUUAACUACGACAUACAAAGCAACGCUCUUUCAAUUUUACGCGCUAUGUACAAAGAAACUGUGCCCGCUCGUCAACGUCGUAUGAACGCUUCAUCUGAGGAAUGGGAACGUUUAAUAUCUAAUCAAACAUUAACAUUGCCUCCGCACCCAAAUAUCGUUUGCAUGUAUGGUUUCUUUUGCGAUGAAGUGCGUAAUUUUCCAGACGGGCAUUUGCUUUAUCCAAUAGCUCAGCCACAGCGUAUAAAUCCUCUCGGUUAUGGCAGAAAUAUGUCGUUAUAUUUACUAAUGAAACGCUAUGACUACAGUCUACGAUCUUUAUUGGACACACAUGAACUAAGUGCACGCACUAAAUUGUUAUUAUUUGCACAAUUAUUGGAAGCAGUAGCACAUAUAAGUCGACAUGGAAUAGCACAUAGAGAUCUUAAAUCAGAUAAUAUAUUAAUUGAAGUAAAUGAUGAUAAUACACCACCUGUUUUGGUACUAUCCGAUUUUGGUUGUUGUCUUGCUGACAAGGUACAUGGGUUAGAAGUACCGUAUACAUCGUUCGAUAUCGAUAAAGGCGGUAAUGCAGCUUUAAUGGCCCCUGAAAUCAUUAAUAAACGACCGGGUUCAUUUGCUGUGUUAGAUUACAAAAAAGCUGAUUUGUGGGCAUGUGGUGCAAUUGCAUACGAAAUAUUUGGUUCUCCAAAUCCGUUCUAUUCCAGUAGUGGUGGUAUGGCAGCAAUAAAUGGCGAACAAACAAAUUCCCUAAGGAAUUCCGACUACCGAGAAGAGCAAUUACCUGCAUUAAGUAAUGAUUGUCCCUACUUGGUACGAAAAUUGAUUUACAAUAUACUUAAUCCAAAUUCGUCCAAACGAGUAAGUCCCGAUAUUGCUGCUAAUAUAAUGCAGUUAUAUUUGUGGGCACCAUCGUACUGGUUGAAACCAGAAGGCAUACCAAAUAGUCCAGAAAUUUUACAAUGGUUACUCUCGCUUACAACCAAAGUUAUGUGUGAAGGUCGGAACAUCACUCAAAUAUUAAAUGAAACGUUAAAUUUUAAUCACGGCGGACGUCGUACUUAUGUGGAAUAUUUGUUAAUUUCUAGUUUUUUGUCUCGAGCACGGUUGCGCCGUAUUCGAGGCGCCCUUAAUUGGAUACAAGACACAGUUUAAAAGACAUAUAUAAUUGUUUGAAUAUAAUAAUUUAUCAAAUAAUAAUAAUUUUAUAUUUUAUAACAAAUUUGAGAGAAGUGUGAUAUAUUUACAGCAAACAUAGAAACGGAUAGAAAAAAAUGUAAUUACAAUGAAUAAAAUUAAUUAUAAUUAUCCAAAUCAUAUGAAAAAUGUUAUUAAUAAAAUUUAAUAAAGCUUCAUUAAUCACUACUUGAGUCAGCAAAA